AUGUCAGCGUGAAGUGCGAGGGCAAGCUAGGCCCCACCACCUAACAAGACAAACUCAACAACGGUCAACGCUUCCCACUUCUCACGGAAUCCCCGCCACCCACCACGUGCCAUCUUCUCAUUGGACCUCCCCCUUCUUCAUCUCCUCUCCUAUAUCUACGCCUUCAAUUCUCUUCCAUUUUGCUACGCAUUCUUUUCCUUCAGGGUUAAGCGGUGAGAUUUGCGAAUCUGAGAAAUGGCGGAUUCUUCUCGGGAGGAGAACGUUUACAUGGCGAAAUUGGCGGAGCAGGCCGAGCGUUACGAGGAGAUGGUUGAGUUCAUGGAGAAGGUUGCAAAGACUGUGGAGGUUGAGGAGUUGACGGUGGAGGAGAGGAAUCUCCUCUCUGUGGCUUACAAGAACGUGAUUGGUGCGAGGAGGGCUUCGUGGAGGAUCAUAUCCUCCAUUGAGCAGAAGGAGGAGAGCAGGGGCAAUGAGGACCACGUGGCCAUUAUAAAGGAGUACAGGGGCAAAAUUGAGGCUGAACUCAGCAAGAUCUGUGAUGGGAUUUUGAACCUCCUUGAGUCCAACCUCAUUCCUUCCGCUGCAUCUCCCGAGAGCAAAGUCUUUUACCUUAAAAUGAAGGGUGAUUACCACAGGUACCUUGCUGAGUUCAAGACUGGGGCAGAGAGGAAAGAGGCUGCAGAGAGUACUUUGCUUGCUUACAAAUCCGCUCAGGAUAUUGCUCUUGCUGACUUGGCCCCCACUCACCCCAUUAGGCUGGGACUUGCUCUCAACUUUUCUGUGUUCUAUUAUGAAAUCCUUAACUCGCCAGAUCGUGCUUGUAAUCUUGCCAAGCAGGCAUUUGAUGAGGCAAUUUCCGAGCUUGACACAUUGGGUGAAGAGUCAUACAAAGAUAGUACAUUGAUCAUGCAACUUCUCCGUGACAAUCUGACUUUGUGGACAUCAGACAUCACGGACGAUGCUGGAGAUGAGAUCAAGGAAACAUCUAAGCAACAACCAGGCGAAUAGGCGAUGGCAGUAGCGAUGUGGUAGUUGAUUGGAUAUGUAUUACCGAUAAUAUGGAUCCAAUGUGGCUUGCCAUAGUGGGAUUAUUGUAUUAAUGAAUUUUAUGAUUUCAAGUGCGCGUUGCGCUUGGGAUUUACAAUGUUUCAGUGGAUUGUCUAAUGUGUUUUAUGGAUGAGAAGAAUGUGGUUUAGUGAUUUAUAAAUUUUUUAUUGUUGCUAGUAGCGUUUUUGUGAGAUUCAUUUUUCAUUUGAUGUUGUUUGUUUAUGCUCCUAAAUCACUUGCUGAGCACAGGCCGUGACAUACUCCCUCCAUCCUGUAAUAAAUCUUCGUGUGUAAGGAGAAAAAAUGAGUUUCAAAAUA
This is a messenger RNA of Glycine soja, 1365 nucleotides long. Its product is annotated as 14-3-3-like protein A. Bases 235 to 1008 code for a protein of 257 amino acids. The transcript is spliced from 5 exons. The record is from RefSeq and is a predicted model, not a curated record. Gene Ontology annotation, cellular component: cytoplasm. Lineage: Eukaryota; Viridiplantae; Streptophyta; Magnoliopsida; Fabales; Fabaceae. Gene Ontology annotation, biological process: signal transduction.